UGUCAGUUCUUUGUCACCAACACGCCGUUGCUGCCCAAAAGCAGUAGACGUUCACUAUGAGCGACUUCACCUGCAUUAUUUUUUACAACUGCUCGGGUACAUUGAACGACAUCGAAGGCGGCGGGAGGUGGCCUCCGAAUCGGUGCAUUGAAGAGAAGAGAGCCAUGGCUUCCCUCAAGGACAAACUUAUUACACCUGUCACCCAGCCGGCAACUCAACCAACCAGCAAGGUCACUGUGGUGGGGGUCGGCCAGGUUGGCAUGGCCUGUGCCAUCAGCGUCUUGGAAAAGGGUCUCUGUGAUGAACUUGCACUGGUGGAUGUCCUAGAAGACAAACUGAAGGGUGAAAUGAUGGAUCUACAGCAUGGAAGCUUAUUUCUGAAAACAAAUAAGAUUGUAGCGGGCAAAGAUUAUGCUGUCACUGCUAACUCUAAGGUGGUUGUGGUGACCGCCGGAGUCCGCCAGCAAGAAGGGGAGAGCCGUCUUGAUCUUGUGCAAAGAAACGUGAAUGUCUUCAAGUUCAUCAUCCCACAGGUGGUGAAGUACAGUCCAGACUGCAUCAUCUUGGUUGUUUCAAACCCAGUGGAUAUCCUGACCUACGUUACAUGGAAACUGAGUGGACUUCCUAAGCAUCGUGUCAUUGGCAGUGGCUGCAACCUUGACUCUGCGCGAUUUCGCUUUCUGAUGGGAGAAAGGUUGGGCAUCCAUCCCAGCAGCUGUCAUGGUUGGAUCUUGGGAGAACAUGGCGAUUCCAGUGUGGCUGUUUGGAGUGGCGUUAAUGUUGCUGGAGUUUCCCUCCAGGAGCUAAACCCUGCAAUGGGGUCUGACCAAGAUUCAGAGGGCUGGAAGCAAGUGCAUAAGCAGGUGGUUGACAGUGCCUAUGAGGUGAUCAAACUGAAAGGCUAUACCAACUGGGCCAUUGGCUUAAGUGUUGCUGACCUGCUAGAAACCAUAAUGAAGAACCUUUGCCGAGUUCAUCCAGUAUCCACCAUGGUCAAGGGCAUGUAUGGCAUUGAAAAUGAAGUCUUCCUGAGCCUUCCGUGUGUGCUGGGAUCCGUUGGCUUGACCAGUGUGAUCAAUCAAAAGCUGAAGGACAGCGAAGUGGCUCAGCUCCAGACAAGUGCCACCACCUUGUGGAAUGUCCAGAAGGAUCUCAAAGACCUGUAGGAAUAGGAAUGUUUCCUUUCUUCCACCAAGGAGAAGACAACCAGUGUUCAAAGUUGAAACCUACGCUUUUGAAGUGAGCCUUCCUUGUUUAACUCUGUAGCUGAGCUUCCAGUAGUCAUCCCCAGAUGGUCCACCACAUCCACCACAGCUAAGAUGUGUGCUUGUUGUUCUUGCAGACUUGUUGAACAAAUAAAACCAGCCGUUUGCGUGUG
This is a messenger RNA of Sceloporus undulatus (fence lizard), 1378 nucleotides long. It is a transcript of the gene LDHB, whose product is annotated as lactate dehydrogenase B. Gene Ontology annotation, cellular component: cytoplasm. The record is from RefSeq and is a predicted model, not a curated record. Gene Ontology annotation, molecular function: L-lactate dehydrogenase (NAD+) activity. The transcript is spliced from 8 exons. Lineage: Eukaryota; Metazoa; Chordata; Lepidosauria; Squamata; Phrynosomatidae. Bases 57 to 1166 code for a protein of 369 amino acids. Gene Ontology annotation, biological process: carboxylic acid metabolic process.